GGUGGAAGCAGGCGAGUAUUAUGGCGCCCACACACAGGAAACUUCAGUAAACCCUGAUAAGAAGGACAAAAUAAUUGAGGCAUUAGUCAAACAAGGAGAACUACAAGCCCAGAAAGGAAAUUACGUUGGAGACUUAUUCCAACCUAUGGAGUUAGAAGAAUCACGACCAGAAAUUGUGGAAGUAUAUAUGAUGGUAGGAGGAAGAAGUGGGCAAAAAUUAGAAGAGGAUGAAAAUCGAGUGUAUAAGAAGGAAGCCGACUCACCUGAGUUUAAAGAAGAGAUAUUUGAACUAAGUAUUCGACCAACCUCUGUGAUCUCAUACGACAAGUUGGGGACAGCAUAUCGGAGGAGUUUAGAAUACGUGGGCCUGAGUAAAUCUUAUGGCAAUACCUAUCAACAAUCGAGGCCGAUAGAGCUGCCAACCAAAGGGGUGACUGGAAACCCAUUAACCUAG
Racocetra fulgida is the source of this 454-nucleotide messenger RNA. Lineage: Eukaryota; Fungi; Glomeromycota; Glomeromycetes; Diversisporales; Gigasporaceae. The record is from the annotation of a GenBank genome assembly.